Suillus subaureus is the source of this 1671-nucleotide messenger RNA. RefSeq lists its product as uncharacterized. The transcript has 8 exons. Lineage: Eukaryota; Fungi; Basidiomycota; Agaricomycetes; Boletales; Suillaceae. The record is from RefSeq and is a predicted model, not a curated record. The coding region runs from base 425 to 1444 and encodes 339 amino acids.
CACCAGGGUCAUGAGGAAGCCGGCCAAUGGCCAUGGGUGCAAAUUUGCGGAUGGGUAUGACAUCAUCCACCAUGAUCAUGGGUCCGAUGGUGCCAGGGGGCCAGCUAUCAAUACUAAACACUGCCCUAACCUAUCGGGGCACAGGUUCUGUCACCUCAUCAUGCACUCCGUGAAAGGUCAGCGGCGUUGCACUGCACGGCCUUCAAUUUUUCUAGAGUCCCUGGAUCCGACACGCGCGGAUACAGCUUCAUCGUUUCAUAAUUUAAGCCUUAGACGCUGAACAAAAAAGCCUAUCCGCACGAUGGAUGUCGAUCCGGGGUCUUCGUAUUAAGUUCUACUAGAACUAUGAUAGAAAUGGCAUUGGCGCGAGUGCAACUCCCUUGCAUCUUCCCCGAGCCAUUCUCGAGCGUCAGAAGUUCUUGCCAUGGCUUUUGCAAGUUCAAUCUCGCUGGAUACCGCAGCCGUAAUAUCGACGGCGUUGGAAGCCAUUUUAUACGGCUUUUCGGUCCUCAUGUUUAUCGGCACCAUGUGGGCACUGACCUACAAAAAUUCCAUGCGAGAUGUCAAUCGCCCAGUCGCCGCUGCAGCCGUCCUGCUGUUGGUAUUGAGUACCGCACACAUAGUCUUGAGCAUUAUUCGGACUGAAUACGGAUUGGUGACCUAUCGCAACACGUACCAAGAUGAUCCAGCGGUGUACUUUGCAGAUGUUUCUCAAGAAACGUAUGUGGUCAAGAAUUCAAUAUACGUUCUACAAACUCUUGUUGGUGACGCGGUGGCAAUUUAUCGUUGUUACGUCGUUUGGCAAGCUGCCUGGGUCAUCAUCCUACCAAGCAUGCUAUGGUGUGGCGUCGCAGUCACUGGUGCUCUUUCAGUCUACGGCGACUCACAAACCGGCAGUACCGGCAUCAUCUCUGCUAAAGUGAAUAUGGAAUGCAUGGGAGCAUUCUGUGCCUUUACACUUGCAGCAAAUUUGUCGAGUUCGGGAUUACUCGCGUAUCGCAUUUGGAAAAUCGAGCGCAAUGUCUCUACCUCUCGCGCUACAAAGGUCGUGACCACGAGUAUAAUGCGUGUAAUUAUGGAUUCUGCUAUCUUGUACACCAUAGCACUCCUCUCUACAAUAAUUGGAUCCUUCUGCUCGGGCAGUGGUCCGUUUCUUCUGAUAGACAUGCUCACGCCAAUCAUCUCAAUUGCCUUCUACAUGGUAAUCAUUCGAAUCGCAAUCGGUAAAAAGACUCACAGUCAGGUCUUGACUGUCCGUGGGGGGACGACCAGUGAAACGGAACGAGGGAGCUUGCCACAAUAUUCUAUGAAGCCUCUGCAGGUCCACAUAUCCCGCUCCACGCACACCGACAGUACUCGAGUGCACGGGAUUUGGAGCCAGAGCCGACUAUCGACAGGCAAGGAGUUUUUGGAUGAGACAUCUUGCGACGCAUUGUCAGGCUGAACUCAAUUACUGUUUCCACGGAAAUUGUUUGGGUAGUGUUAGCGGCAACCUUCGGUCGGUCCGAAGCGUGUGAUAGCGAAGGAGAAUCACUGGGACGAUGUAUGACUUGAAUUAGUCUUUGUACAAUUACUAUACGUCCUUCGCUUUCAUGAACAAUGGUAGCAAUCGUAGUGCUAGCGGUGUAGAUUAAUGGUUGCCGUCAGUAAAUUCAAGGAAGUACAGAUGAA